Messenger RNA from Mustela lutreola (European mink), 5514 nucleotides. It is a transcript of the gene SLC23A3, whose product is annotated as solute carrier family 23 member 3. Gene Ontology annotation, molecular function: transmembrane transporter activity. The record is from RefSeq and is a predicted model, not a curated record. NCBI's taxonomy places the organism in Eukaryota, Metazoa, Chordata, Mammalia, Carnivora, Mustelidae. Gene Ontology annotation, cellular component: membrane. The coding region runs from base 504 to 2528 and encodes 674 amino acids. Gene Ontology annotation, biological process: transmembrane transport. The transcript has 17 exons.
CCUGUCUGUCACAAGUUCUGGGGGUCCCCUAUCGUGGUGGAUCCUGAGAGGUCUAGGGAAGCGUCCUUGGGAAGCUCCAAGGACACCUCUCUCUAACCUGACUUCCGGUCUGUUUGGAUGCAUGGUGGUAGUUGGUGUUCUUAAGAGAAGUCCAAGGCUGGGUUAUCCUUGGAAGAAGGAAAACCUUUCUGGCCCUUGGACAGGGUGUCCGGGACAGGUAGUACUGCCCGUUAGGGGAAUUACCUCGAAACAUGGGGCAUUUUUUUGAUGGAGGUAAACAUCUGAAGGGAUGCAACCUGCAUUCAGCUGAGCAGCCUGGAAAGCUUCAGGCCCCUCCCUUACAAAGAAUUCCCAAGACAACUUUUGAACCACCCCUGCCCCAGGACCUCACAUAUAUGAAAAGCCUGUUUAUCUGAACCCAGACUUUUUUAACACGUAAACACCAAAUUGUUUUUGCACAUUUUGAGAAAGACUCCAUUUGCCAGGAAUGUACCUACAUGUAAAUGAAAACCGGACUUUGCUUUGUGCAGCACUUUGCCAAGAACCAGAUCAUGAUUUUGGAACAUCAGGUCACCCGCCGUGGCGCAGCUUGUGGUACACCAGUGGCCAGGAAAGCAAUAUCAGUUGGCGUCAUAGCUGCUGCAUCCAGGGCAGCCAAGACAAGCAGCAAGCAGGGCAGCAUGAGCCGAUCAUCCCCCCAUCCCACCCAACUCCAGUCCAUGGGCCCCCAGAAUGCCCCGGUUCCCCUGCUGCUGCCGCCGCCGCUGCCACCACCACCUGAUGUACAAAAUCCCUCCUCUCACCCUUGGGCCUCUCAGUGUGGGCCUCCUCCCUGGGGCCUCAGCUGUCUUCUGGCUCUGCAGCAUAUCUUGGUCCUGGCUUCUCUGCUCUGGGCCUCCCACCUGCUCUUGCUUCCAAGUCUCCCCCCGGGAGAACUCUCGUACUCCCCUGCCCAGCUCUUGGCCUCCAGCCUCUUUUCCUGUGGUGUGUCCACCACCCUGCAAGUCUGGAUAGGCAGCAGGCUCCCUCUUGUCCAGGCUCCAUCCUUAGAGUUCCUUGUCCCUGCUCUGGUGCUGACCAGCCAGAAGCUACCUCUGGCCAUCCAGACACCUGGAAACUCCUCCCUUGUGCUGCGCCUGUGUCGGGGGUCUGGCUGCCAUGGCCUGGGGCUCUGGAACACUUCUCUCAGAGAGGUGUCUGGGGCUGUGGUGGUAUCCGGGCUGCUCCAAGGCACCCUGGGGCUGUUGGGGGGGCCUGGCCACUUGUUCCCCCACUGUGGACCUCUGGUGCUGGCUCCUAGCCUGAUGGUGGCAGGCUUCUCUGCCCACAGGGAGGUGGCCCUCUUCUGCUCUACUCACUGGGGCCUGGCCUUACUGCUUAUCCUGCUCGUGGUGGUCUGUUCUCAGCACCUGGCCUCCUGCCAGUUACCCCCCUGCCGCUGGAGGCCAGCUUCCAACUCUUCCCCUCAAGCUCCCAUUCCCAUCUUCCGGCUCCUCUCGGUGCUGAUGCCGGCGGCCUGUGUGUGGAUCAUUUCUGCCCUUCUGGGUCUGCACAUCAUCCCCCUGGAGCUGUCUGCUUCCCUUGAGGUGCCAUGGGUCUGGCUGCCUCACCCAGCUGAGUGGGACUGGCCCUUGCUGACACCCAGGGCUCUGGCUGCGGGAAUCUCCAUGGCUUUGGCAGCCUCUGCCAGCUCCCUGGGCUGCUAUGCCCUGUGUGGCCGACUGCUACAGUUGCCAUCCCCACCUCCACAUGCCUGCAGUCGCGGGCUGAGCCUGGAGGGUCUGGGCAGCGUGCUGGCUGGGCUGUUGGGGAGCCCUAUGGGCACUGCCUCCAGCUUCCCCAACGUGGGCACAGUGAGUCUUAUCCAGACUGGCUCUCGGAGAGUGGUGUACUUGGUGGGACUGUUCUGCGUGGGGCUUGGGCUCUCCCCGAGGCUGGCCCAGCUCCUCACCGCCAUCCCCCUGCCUGUGCUUGGUGGGGUGCUUGGGGUGACCCAGGCCGUGGUUCUGUCUGCUGGAUUCUCCAGCUUCCACCUGGCUGACAUUGACUCUGGGCGGAAUGUCUUCAUUGUUGGCUUUUCCAUCUUCAUGGCCCUGCUGCUGCCAAGAUGGCUUCGAGAGGCCCCGGUCCUACUGAGUACAGGCUGGAGUCCCUUGGAUGUGUUACUGCGCUCGGUGCUUACAGAGCCCAUCUUCCUGGCGGGAUUCUUGGGCUUCCUUUUAGAGAACACCAUUCCUGGCACAAGGCUUGAGCGAGGCCUAGGUCAAGGGCUGCAAUCUCCUUUCACUGCCCAAGAGGCUCAGCUGCCUCAGAAGUCCAGAGAGAAGGCUGCCAAAGAGUAUGAGCUUCCUUUCCCCACCCAAAACUUGCAUAACUGUAUCCCCCAGCCCCUCCAUUGCCUCUGCCCGCUGCCUGAAGACCAUGGGAAUAAGGAAGGAGGGCCCUCUGAGCCAGGAGAGACAGCUGAUUUGUUGCCUGGCUUUGCGGAGCAGUGUCCUGAGUCUAGCCAAGAUCUUGGGUCCCAGUGAUUACCGAGAGUCCUACUCCUUCCCUGGUUAGUUUACCGUAUCUCCCAGCUUGCUGGAGAGUCAGCUCCCAAGUUCUAAUUUCUCCUGAGAAGAAGGUGUGUGUUUGCGCAUGUGUGUGUGUGUCUAUGAGAAAUGGGCCCACCUGAAGGUCUCAUUUCCCAAUAGGUGUGUUGCCCUUCCUUUUCUUAAUUAGGCCUAAUAACAACAACAAACAUUAAUUAGGCCUAACUGUUCCACGUUCCAGGCAAGGGCCACGGUUUAGUGGGCUGUGAUCGAAUGAAUGAGAUUCUGCAUCUGAACUAUCUAUGGUCAAACCCCAGCCUUCGCUUAACAAAUAUUUAUUGAAGGCCUUCCAUGUGCAAGGUUCUGGAACUACAGAUGCGGAUAACAUAGGGUCCCUGCCCUUUUAGGGAACCUAUCAUUAUAAAGACCUAUGUGAUUACUAACUAAAAUCUAAGGUUAAGGCGGCCUGUAAUAAAAAUUAAAACAAUGUUAUGGAAGCCAAAAGGAAGAAAAAAAAUAUUUUUAAAAGACUUUAUUUAUUUGACAGACAGAGAUCACAAGUAGGCAGAGAGGCAGGCAGAGUGAGAGGGGGAAGCAGGCUCACCGCUGAGCAGGGAGCCGAAUGUGGGGCUAAAUCCCAGGACCCUGGGAUCAUGGCCUGAGGCAGAGGCUUUAACCCACUGAGCCACCGAGGCGCCCCAGAAAAAAUUAAUUCUGAUUGUGGAUAGAGGCAAACACAGGCUUUCUGAAAAAAGCAGCACCAAUCGAGGCCUUGACGGGAGGAGGAUUUUUGCUCCUGUAAAGUGGGCGGCGAGAGUAUUUCAAGCUUAGGUAUCCAGCUGGAGCAAAACCAUAAAUUGUGCAAAGCAGAAAAGGAGUUGAGGGAUUUCAAGUUUUUCUGUGGUGAUGGAGCAUAAAUAUGGGGCUAAAAGGAAGGAGAAAUGAAGACAGGAGAAAGGAUGAGGUCAAACGAUGGGAUUUAUGCAUUUAAGAAGGAUCCUCUCUGAAACGGUUGGAACGCUGGUGAGGACCAGAGAGAUUAUCUAGUAAAGUUCAACCUCCUUAUUUUAUUUAUUUUUAAAAUAUCUAUCUGUCGAUCGAUCUAUUUAUGGUGGGGGGAGGGGCAGAGGGAGAGGGCGCAGCAGACUCCCUGCUGAGCAAGGAUCCGCGGGGCUGGAUCCCAGGAACCUCAGAUCGUGACCUGAGCUGAAGGCGGCCGCCUAACCGACGGAACUAGGCAGGCGCCCCUCAUUAGAUUUAAAACAAAACAAGCGGUUGGACAGGUAAGGGAGGGAAGUGAUCUUAGUUUACUGACAAGUCCAAAUCCAGACAGCCCUCUCCCGAACCUCCUCUGGCAUUCUUUUUACUCCGCCAGCGCGACUUCGAGGGGCGCCCACCACCACCUCAGGUCCUAUAGCAGCCGGCCGCCCAGUCCCGUUCCGGCUCCCCUAGGGCGCGGCGGACCCCCAGCUCUAAGACGUCGAUCCGACCGCUCCGAGGGCCCAGAUGCCCCGCCCACGUUGGGCCCGGGCCCCGCCCCUCUGUCCCGAAAGGCCUCUACCCUAGGCCUUUCGGUUUGCGCGGGCCAGCCCGCCGCGGGGAGGGCUGGAGCUCUCGCGGCCCCUCACGGAGCUGAACAAGCGGCUGACUGCCCCGCCUGCGGCUUUACUCUGUCAUCUGGAUGAGCUGCUCUGCCCGUUGUUGAAGGACACUGCUUGCCCCAGCAAAGUUAGCUUUGUCUGUGACCGUGUGGGCGAGGCACUGAUACUGCGGGUGCGCAGUGAGCUCUCAGGUCUUCCCUUUUAUUGGAAUUUCCACUGCAUCCCAGCUAGCCCUUCGCUGAUCGGUUGAAGACAGAGCCAUUUGAAGAAAAUUCCUUCUUGGAACAAUUUAUGGUAGAGAAGCGUGGGAUAGUUGAAGCUACUGUCCAUUCUGGCUAUAGCUUAGUGGGUCUGGCAGGGAGUCAGGCUCCUCCUGGGAAGGUCCGCGAGCUCAGUUUCUCUGUGGUUUACAGAAGAUGGAGCACAUAUUCGGGCACCGAAUGCAAAACAUCUCCCUGCCUUGUGACCACAGAGACUGCAGCGUUGGAAAUUCUUCCUGAGUUGCUGACAUGGUUGUGCUGUACAUUGCUUCUAUUUUAUGGCACACGUUUAACAAUAUAAACUGUAAUAUAUUAAGGUAAAACAUUGAACAAGCGAAACAGAGUCAGAAGAUACGAGCGACCUGUGUUUGGUUAGCAACGAGGAGGCAAAGGGCUCUCAAGUCAUCCCUGCCUGCUGCUUGCACCGUGAGGGACAGACACUCGUCUCUCCUUUUAAGGUGUAACGGGUAAACAGCGCACCACGGAAGGCUGCAGGAGCUCUCCGGGACCCCCGGCUAUGAAGAAGAUUUUGGCAAAAUCUUUUCAAAUGUUUUUCCUAGUAUUUUUAUCUGAAAUACUUAGAUAUUGUGAUUCCUGGUGGCACAGAUGCAAGGAUUUGGGGGAGGGCUGUUUUCGUGCCCUACUAUAUAGAGAUUGGGUCCAGACUUUUUGUGAUUAUUAUUAUUGAUUGUGAAAGCCAUGAGUAUAAGGAAAAUAUAAAGGAGGGUGAAGACAUCAGAGGUUUGGAACAGAACAAAGUUACCCAGCAUCUGUGAUGUUUGUUCCUUAAAGAAAAAAAAAAGUGGGUUGCCAGAGAUCAGCUUUCAGGGAAAUAGGACUGAUGAGUCCUUUCUCCCUCUUUGUAUCUGGACCUUUGAAGCUGGCGGUGUAGCUACUGGGGCCAGUUUCAGCAAGCUGGCCUCCCUGUUAUCUGUCAGCCAGGGAAGGAUUUAGUCCUCUGCCUGUAGGAGGCUUUUAGCAAGUUCAGGGGCAGAAGCUCAAGUUCCCCUUCUGACCCCUGGCUUUUUCUUCGAGAGACUGCAAUUCAUUGGGUAGUUCGCAGUGGAAAGGUGCAUGGUUAGCUGGAUCGAAUUAAUAAAAAUAAUGACAUAUCUGGGUCAA